Messenger RNA from Stegastes partitus (bicolor damselfish), 2789 nucleotides. Its product is annotated as semaphorin-3D-like. The transcript has 17 exons. Gene Ontology annotation, molecular function: semaphorin receptor binding; chemorepellent activity. The record is from RefSeq and is a predicted model, not a curated record. Gene Ontology annotation, biological process: axon guidance; neural crest cell migration; negative chemotaxis. NCBI's taxonomy places the organism in Eukaryota, Metazoa, Chordata, Actinopteri, Pomacentridae. Gene Ontology annotation, cellular component: plasma membrane. The coding region runs from base 1 to 2268 and encodes 755 amino acids.
AUGCAACAGAUACCGACCUCCAACACCUCCAACACCUCCAACACCUCCAACACCUCCAACAUCUUCACAUCCAUCAACACCUCCAACACCUCUAGCACCUCCAACAUCUUCACAUCCAUCAACACCUCCAACACCUCUAGCACCUGCAACACCUCCAACAUCUUCAAUACCUGCAACACCUCCAACACCUACAACACCUUCAACACCUCCAGCACCUUCAACACCUCCAACACCUCCAACACCUACAACACCUCCAACACCUCCAACACCUUCAACACCUCAGGAUGGGAUGCUUUUAAUUUGAAAGGGCUUCCUCCUGAGGCUGCCAUCAGCGGAGGGUUCCAGGUUCUGCUGCUGGAUGAGGACCAGGGCUGGCUGCUGGUCGGAGGGAAGGACCACGUGUACCUGCUGAGGCCCGACAGUCCGGACCUGAGGACCAGGACGAUCUACUGGCCGGCUGCUCGGGAACAUGUGGAGCACUGCAGGCUGGCAGGAAAGAGUCUGGAGACCGAUUGUGCGAACUUUGUGCGUCUGCUGCAGCCGUUCAACAAAACCCACGUGUACGCCUGCGGUACCGGAGCCUUCCACCCACAGUGCACCUACCUGCAGCUGGGACACAACAUGGAGUUCCUGCUGUCGGCCUCGAUGGAGUCGGGUCGAGGAAAGUGUCCCUUCAGCCCCAGAGAGCCGUUCACCGCCCGGCUGUCCGGUANUCUUCCUGAUGCUCUGAGGCUGCUGGAGGUCUCGCAGGUUAUCAGGAGGAUUGAUGUGAAGCUGGAGGAGGUCCGCUCCAUAUUUCGCGGUUCAGCCGUGUGCGUUUAUUCGAUGGCGUCCAUCAGAGCUGCUUUCAACGGACCGUUCGCCCAUAAAGAAGGUCCAGACUACCGCUGGGUGGAGUACAAGGGACGCAUCCCGUAUCCCAGACCUGGAACCGUGAAGCCGGAGUUCGUCGGCUCCUUCUCCAUCCCCGACACCCACAGCCCCGACGACGACAAAGUCUACUUCUUCUUCAAGGAGCGAGCGGUGGAGGCCGGCCAGUGGGACCGGAGGGUCUACAGCCGAGUGGCCCGAGUCUGCAAGAACGACGUCGGAGGGAAGAGGAGUCUGAUCAACCGCUGGACCACCUUCCUGAAGGCCCGGCUGGUCUGCUCGGUUCCGGGUCCGUCUGGAGUCGACACCCAGUUCGACGAGCUCGAGGACAUCUUUGUUCUGGAGACCAAGGACCCUCAGAACCCGACCAUCUACGGAGUCUUCAGCACCUCCAGCGUCUCCACCUGCCUGGUCGAAGCCCGGCAUGUCUCCACUCGGUUCCGCCUGGAUGCACCUCCAGCUUCCCGUCUGAUGGAUCAGGUAAACCGGUCCGUUCUAGAGUUGUAUCUACAGAUGAUGAUGCUCUGCUUCUCCUGUGCUGGUGUUCCAGAUGACGGGAAGGUGGUGAAGACCGUGUCGCUCAUCACAGACCACUGGGACUCGGAGGAGAUCCUCCUGGAGGAGCUGACCGUCUUCCAGAGUCCGACUCCCAUCCUGAGCAUGAAGCUGUCCACCAAGAGGCAACAUCUGUACGUGUCCAGCGAGCUGGGCGUCGUCCAGCUGAGCCUCCAGAGAUGCGAGCUGUACGGGUCCGACUGCGCCGAGUGCUGCCUGGCCAGAGACCCGUACUGCUCCUGGGACGGCCAGACCUGCUCCAGGUUCUUCCCCUCCAGCAAGAGGUACUGUCUGCAGAAAGACGAGUCUGUCGAACCGGACUCUGUGGAGCUGAAGCUGGUUUACGGCGUUGAAGGAAACUCCACCUUCCUGGAGUGUUCUGCUCGCUCCCACCAGGCCGAGCUCCACUGGACGCUGCAGCAGCCCGACGGCACACAGCUGCCUCUGAGCGACGACGACCGCCGCCUCCACAUGAAGCGAGGUCUGCUGCUGCAGCGCCUGGAGCCGAGCGACGCCGCCGUCUACAGCUGCACUGCCCACGAGCAGAACUACAGCCAGCUGCUGGCCCGGUACCGGGUCCACGUCAUCCCCCGCCACGGCCUCCAGCCGGGCCGCCGGCCGGCCGGUCCUCCGCCUCCAGCGGCCCACAGGAACUCGUGGCCGCCUCCGCCGAGGAGCUACAAGGACCUGCAGAUGGGCGGCGGGCCGAGCGUGGACGAGUACUGCGAGCAGCUGUGGUUCCGAGAGAAGCGCCGGCAGCAGAAGCUCCGCACGCUGAAGCUGAAGCAGGAGAGCAGGAAGGCCCGGGUGAGGAGGAACAACCCUCCACGGGGGCCCGAGUGAUGGGGAGAGACCCUCCAGAACCCCCCUCUGGUGGGCCCAGGACUCAGAGCCCGCAGAGGAACCAGAACCAGACUGUUUGCUUUCUGAGCAAAGAACGAUCACAGACGCCUUCCAGACCGACUGAUGUUAAACCAGAGAGUAGUUGAUCUUCAUCCUGGAUGUUCUCACGUAGCUGCAGCAGAACUUCUCUAAACGUCUGCUCUCAGGUUCCACACACAGAAUCAGCCUGAAGUCUGCUGCUCUAAAUGAUGAUUUAUAGUAUUUUAACAGCAAAGUUCUACACGACAAAGUAACUAAGUACAUUUACUCCAGUACAGUCAGCCACAGUACCCCAGCUUCAGGGUUUUUGUAUCACGACUUCUUCUUCUGAAUCAGACGCAGCAGAAGCUGAAGAACAGCAGCCAGAACUCUGAUGAAUUCCUCUGAACUCGUGUGUUUUUCGGUUGUUUUGCGGCUCAGCUUCGGAUGUUUGACGUCUUUAAUGUGCACAUUUACACUCACAGUGAAAAGGGAAGUGAUGC